Molecule: messenger RNA, 633 nt
Organism: Candidozyma haemuli
Lineage: Eukaryota; Fungi; Ascomycota; Pichiomycetes; Serinales; Metschnikowiaceae
Product: p24 family protein
Exons: 1
Coding region: 1-633 (210 amino acids)
Biological process (GO): intracellular protein transport; endoplasmic reticulum to Golgi vesicle-mediated transport; Golgi organization
Cellular component (GO): Golgi apparatus; endoplasmic reticulum-Golgi intermediate compartment; endoplasmic reticulum
Source: RefSeq, a predicted model, not a curated record
AUGUAUGUGGAUGCUGGAACCAAGCAAUGUUUCUACCGAGAUUUGUCUGUUGAUUCAGUACUUCUUGGGUCAUAUAGGAUUGAGGUGUUAGAUGAACAGGGCGUGUAUGUCACGCCAAGGGAUAAAGAUAACACUGGGGUGAUUGUUGAUGUGGAGGAGAAUUUUGACUCCAACAAUCGUGUGAUCCAUCAAAGAGGCUCUUUCUCAGGAAAGUUCUCCUUCAGUCCGCUUGAGGAAGGGUCUCAUCGUAUAUGCUUGACUCCCAAGCUGUUCUAUAAAAGAAAAUGGAAGGGGGAAGAUCCAGUGGCUCUUCAAGAAUCCAAGUUCAAGCAGGCAAGGGUGACUCUUGAAUUCGACAUUGGCGACGCUUCGAAUAUCCUAGCGAAGGAUUCCACAGAGAUAGAGGAAUUGACCUCCAGAGUAGCGCUGUUGAUCGAGAAGGUCACAUACAUCAAGCGUGAGCAGGGCUUUAUCAGAGCGAAAGAAGCCACUUUCCGUGAUUUGCUGGAACGGGCUUGUGAGAAAGUAGUGUCAUGGCUGGUGCUUCAGCUUGGGAUCAUGGCGAUUACGUUCCUUUAUCAGCUAUGGACCUUGCUUCGGUUCUACAUGAAGAGGAAGACUCAUAUCGACUAA